UUGAGCAUAAUCCUUACCUUUCAGAACCAGGCACGAUUCAGUCUCGAGGAAGCGAUAGAAGUACUAUUAUGGGUUGAAAACGUUACUGGACUGCCGUAUGCAAAUGAUCCGAGCAAAUGUCAAUCAGCCGCCGAUGUAGCAGAGCUUCUCAAAGAUGGUGUCCAUCUAUGCAAAUUGAUCAACAGACUCCUUGAUAAUGGUAGCCGAGCGCCGUUCAAUCCGAAACCGCGAAUGCCCUUCCAAAAGAUGGAAAACAUCUCAAAUUUCCUAGAAGCCUGUAAAGCAUACGGAGUUGCAGAGAUCAGCUGCUUUCAAACCGUAGAUCUAUAUGAGAAUAAACAGUGCUAUAAAGUUAUAGAAUGCCUACGUUCCCUUGCCGCUGUGGCCCAAGCCCGUGGAGCCGACGUGGAAUUUCCACCUUGGGUAGUUCGACUAUCUCACAGUCGUCCCCGACAGUUCCCGGAGUCAGUGAUGCGACGAGGUGAAAUGGUCAUCCCUCUGCAGUACGGAACAAACAAAUGUGCCAGCCAGAAGGGAAUGACACCGUAUGGACUAGCUCGUCAAAUAAAACCU
Cylicostephanus goldi is the source of this 573-nucleotide messenger RNA. The record is from the annotation of a GenBank genome assembly. Lineage: Eukaryota; Metazoa; Nematoda; Chromadorea; Rhabditida; Strongylidae.